This is a messenger RNA of Spirometra erinaceieuropaei, 1830 nucleotides long. The record is from the annotation of a GenBank genome assembly. NCBI's taxonomy places the organism in Eukaryota, Metazoa, Platyhelminthes, Cestoda, Diphyllobothriidea, Diphyllobothriidae.
AUGGUUGAUGCUUCAACCGUUGCCGUAGGAGCAGUCCUCCAACAGCAUAUCAACAACUCGACACGACCGUUGGCAUUCUUCUCCAAGAAGCUUUCACCUGCCGAGACGAGAUAUAGCACGUUUGGCCGUGAACUUCUUGCCAUUUACCUAGCCGUAAAACAUUUCCGACACUUCCUUGAGGGUCGUGACUUCACCAUUUUCACAGACCACAAACCACUUACAUUUGCCAUCCGAUCCCAUUCUGACAAAUAUAGCCCGAGAGAGAUUUCUCAUUUGGAUUACAUCUCGCAAUUCACCACCGACAUCCGCCACAUUGAUGGCCCGAAGAAUGUGGUGGCUGAUAUGCUGUCCAGACCCUCACUGUCUUCCCUCCAACUCUCACACGGGAUCGAUCUUUGUGCCAUGGCGGCUGAGCAGCAGCGAGUCGGUUGUCCUGGCGACGAGUCUGUUAGUGGUCUUCAACUCAAAGACGUUCCUCUGACCACCGGCUCUGGUACCAUACUUUGUGACGUCUCAACUCCCUUUCAUCGCCCUUUUGUGCCCGCCUCGAUGCGUCGAGCUGUAUUUCAAACUCUGCAUGGACUCUCCCACCCUGGGAUCCGAGCCUCUCAAAAGCUCCUCGCGGAAAGGUUUGUCUGGCCUGGCAUGAACAAGGACGUCAAAGCUUGGGCCCGGUCGUGUCUGAGCUGCCAGCGCAACAAGGUGCAGAGUCACAACAAGUCCCCAUCAGGCACAUUCCCCAGUCCCGACGCACGGUUCAGCCAUGUGCAUCUGGAUGUCGUAGGCCCCUUGCCUCCAUCCAAUGGUUUCACCUACCUACUUACCUGUGUCGAUCGAUAUACUCGCUGGGCUGAAGCUAUUCCUUUGCCGAAUGUUCAGGCUGAAACCAUCGUGAAGGCCUUCGUCAGUCGUUGGGUCGCCAUGUUCGGUGCCCCAUCCACGGUUACGACUGAUCGUGGUGCCCAGUUUGAGUCAGCACUCUUCCAAACGCUACUCAAUUUCCUUGGCUGCACACGCAUUCGGACGACAGCCUACCACCCCGCUGCCAACGGUAUGGUGGAACGUUUCCACCGCCAGCUAAAGACCGCCCUGCGUGCCGUAGAAGACCCAGGAAACUGGUCGGACAACCUUCCUCUUGCACUCCUCGGCAUCCGCGCAGCUCUGAAGUCGGAUCUGGGCUGUAGCGCAGCUGAAUUGGUUUUCGGCACUACCCUCCGACUGCCAGGCGAGAUGAUCACCCCAACCUCUCGUGGAGCCGACGAGACUCCUGACAAUCUUGUGCACCGUUUGCGGCAAUUUAUGCGCUCGCUUUCCCCGGUUCCACCUCGAACUCCUAUGACUGAGUCUUAUGUCGAAAAAGACUUGGACAAGUGUACUCAUGUGUUCGUCCGGUGUGACCGUGUGCACCAGCCGCUGGAAUCCCCUUACGAAGGACCGUUCCGUGUGCUCGCGCGCAACGCCAAAACCUUCCGGAUUCUUCGCAGUGACAAGGAGGACGUGGUCAGUGUCGAUCGGGUCAAGGCUGCUGUUGCGGAGGAGCCGCCGGACCUGUCACAAGGACAAACAUGUGCUGACCCCCUAACCCCUGUUCCUCCAUCUUCCCUAUCCCCUACUCGUUCACCCUGCCCACUGCCUUGCCUUUCCCCUCCCUUGCCCUCUACCCCUCCGUCCCGCAUACUUCCUCUCCCUACAUGUCAACAGCAUCCAACUGCAACACCAUCGUCCACCGCAGCACGCAGUCAACCCUCUUCGACUGUACCUCCUGCAUACAUAACUCGCAGUGGCCGUCACGUUCAUUUUCCCGAUCGUUUAGUUACCCAUUUUUUCUAG